Asparagus officinalis (garden asparagus) is the source of this 480-nucleotide messenger RNA. RefSeq lists its product as uncharacterized. The record is from RefSeq and is a predicted model, not a curated record. NCBI's taxonomy places the organism in Eukaryota, Viridiplantae, Streptophyta, Magnoliopsida, Asparagales, Asparagaceae. The transcript has a single exon. The coding region runs from base 1 to 480 and encodes 159 amino acids.
AUGGACGUGUUCCAUGUAUUGUUGGGAUGGCUGUGGCAAUAUGAUGUUGACGCUACGCAUGGCGGUAAGAAGAACGAGUACUCUUUUGUGUGGAUGAAUAAAAAGAUCAUCCUACCACCUAUUCAACCCUCUCCAAAGAGUCUCAAAGAUCUAAAAUUCAAACGUAUAUCUCUUUGUAACAAGGGAGAGUUUCUGGCCGAGUCAAAGAAGUUAAAGCAGAGGUUUGCCUUAGUUGUAAAAGAAGAAGUGAAGACACUCACUAAAGUCUCAUGGAAGAUGAAGUCACUUCUUAAGGAGUUCGAAGUGUUGAUUACUGAAGAGCUCCCAGAGGGUCUACCUCCCAUAAGGGAUAUUCAACACCAUAUUGAUUUCAUCCUGGAUUCAGUACUUCCUAAUCUCCCAAAUUAUCAUAUGAACCCGCAGGAAAGAAAGGUUUUACAGGAUGCCAUUGAGGACCUUAUUAAGAAAGGCCACAUCUGA